AUGGAAGUUGAAGGAUCAUCGAAGAAGAUGAUAGCGACACAAGAGGAAAUGGUCGAAGCUAGGGUUCCGUUAGCGUACAGAGAUCAGUGUGCGCAUUUGCUGAUCCCUCUCAACAAGUGCAGACAAUCCGAAUUCUAUCUCCCAUGGAAGUGCGAGAACGAACGUCACUCUUAUGAGAAGUGCGAGUACGAACUCGUCAUGGAGAGAAUGCUUCAGAUGCAAAAGAUCCGCGAAAAGGCGAAAGAGAAUGAUAAACAAUCUCUCACUCAGGGCGGCGCUAUUCCUCUCAUUCCGAAACCUGCUAAUGCUUGA
This is a messenger RNA of Lathyrus sativus (Indian pea), 312 nucleotides long. The record is from the annotation of a GenBank genome assembly. Lineage: Eukaryota; Viridiplantae; Streptophyta; Magnoliopsida; Fabales; Fabaceae.